Messenger RNA from Nicrophorus vespilloides, 1313 nucleotides. RefSeq names its product protein l(2)37Cc. Lineage: Eukaryota; Metazoa; Arthropoda; Insecta; Coleoptera; Silphidae. The transcript has 4 exons. Gene Ontology annotation, cellular component: membrane; mitochondrion. Bases 121 to 954 code for a protein of 277 amino acids. Gene Ontology annotation, biological process: mitochondrion organization. The record is from RefSeq and is a predicted model, not a curated record.
UGAGAAGAGAAGCGAUAUCGCCAUUUUGUUCGACUUUUCUGGACUCGUGUGUGAAGCCGGUUUAGAUAGUGGUUUUGUUUUAAUUAAAGGUUCCAAUUUUAUAUAACGUAUUUUUAGAGAAUGUCGGCUGCACAAAUUUUCAAUAGAAUCGGCCAAUUGGGCUUGGGUAUUGCUUUGGCUGGAGGUGUUGUCAAUUCUGCCCUCUACAAUGUUGAUGGUGGCCACAGGGCUGUGAUCUUCGACAGAUUCACUGGAGUCAAAGGUCAGGUCUCAGGAGAAGGCACACAUUUCUUUGUUCCAUGGGUCCAGAGGCCAAUCAUCUUUGAUGUCAGAUCUCGCCCCAGGAAUGUCCCAGUGAUCACUGGCAGUAAAGAUUUGCAAAACGUUAAUAUUACACUUCGUAUCCUGUUCAGACCUAUGCCUGAUGAGUUGCCAAAGAUCUACACAAUUUUGGGUCAAGAUUAUGAGGAAAGGGUGUUGCCUUCCAUCACCACUGAAGUCUUGAAGGCUGUUGUUGCUCAAUUUGACGCCGGUGAAUUAAUCACGCAGCGUGACUUGGUUUCUCAGAGAGUCAGCAACGAUUUGACUGAGAGGGCGGCCCAAUUCGGCGUUAUUCUUGAUGACAUCUCGAUCACCCAUUUGACUUUCGGUAGGGAAUUCACCCAGGCUGUAGAAUUGAAGCAAGUCGCUCAACAGGACGCCGAGAAGGCCAGGUUCUUGGUAGAGAAGGCCGAGCAAACGAAGAAAGCCACCAUUGUGUCUGCUGAGGGUGACGCUCAAGCCGCUAUCAUGUUGGCCAAGGCUUUCGGAGAUGCUGGUGAAGGUUUGGUAGAGUUGAGGCGUAUCGAAGCGGCCGAAGACAUCGCCUACCAACUAUCCAGAUCCAGGCAGGUGGCUUAUCUUCCAACUGGCCAAAAUUUGCUUCUCAACGUGCCGACAACGCCGAUGGCCUAAGCGAACUCUGAACAAUUAAAUAGUGCAGUGCAUUUAUGAUUUCAAAGAUUAGUAGCUCUUAAUUUUUACAAAUUACUCAAAUAUGGCAGGAGCCACAAGGAGAAGAAGUCGAUUUGUUUUACAUUGGCUUUGUGUGGAUCAUAUGAUAUUGUAUAUUAUUAUCGGAACAUAUGAUGGCAUGGAAUUGUUUUACUUCAUCCUGUCUGCCAAAUACUUUGGGAGUUUUGUUUAUUUACGAAUUCACGAAAUUUACUACAUCGUAAGAUCUAAUAUUCCUAAUGUAUAUGAUACAUUUGUAUGUAAAAGAGAAAAAAAAAGCAUCAAAAAACACAUGGAACUGUUAUUGUUAAUAAAAUUAC